AUGGCCAUCAGCCAAUCAACAAUGCCGGCUCAAAGUGACUUUCAGAUGAACAAGCGGGAGCAAAGGCUCGAGCUGCGCUUCACAGCUGAGGCCAAGGCGCUGCAUAGGCUGAAGGAUGGUUUGGGAUGGUUUUUGCUAAGUCGUGCGAGGACCUGCACUCCAGCAUAUCGACUGCACUUGUACUGCUGCUGCCCAUCCGGUGUCUUGGACCGCGUGGAGCACUGGCUGCAUGUGUAUGCUUCUUGGGCAGGGAUGGCCUCAACGGACUACCACUUGCGACGGCUGAUUCAAGAGUCCACCAAAGCCAGUGAGCAACAGCGGAAGGCUCACAAGCUGGUAGACGAUGCCUUUGUCAUCAUCGAGGGCAACGCAAGUCGAUUUUCCACAGGAGAAGACUUCGCACCCGAGCUGCUGGUCUUCUUCGCAGAGGCUGCUUCUGUCUCUUGGACUGGAAUGGGAGUAAGGACGUCGGAGGACACGACGAGCAGGCGGAGAGAGCCUUACAACUUUAUGACCGCUUGGCCUGUGAGGCAGCUGCAAUAUGCAUUGCAGGAGUACUUGGUGAAGGCCUUGAACAUAGCAAGCGAGUCCGGGUGGGCACAAAAUGACAGCCGUUACGGCUUCCUGAUCUACAACGCAUCUUUAGUUUUUUGGAAGGUUGCGCGACCAAUGUGUCGAUCUGGAUGGCAGAAACACAUAUUGAAUGAGACGACUCAAGUCUUGGAAGCUUUAAAGCUGGUUAGAGCAGCCUCAGCUACGGCUGGUGGAGGUGGUGGUAAGCCUGGGAAAGGGGGAGGUGCAACUGCCGCCAUUCCCGUCCCCAUUGACCUUCCAUGGCUGAUUGAAAUCACUUUGAAUCUGGCCUUUGGGCUAGAAGACGCCGGCCGCGAUGCGGAUGCACAGAAGAGGGUGGACGAAGCAAGCGCGCUGCUUGACGAGUUUCUGAAAGAUCCGGCGACCACCUCGAAUCCAGUGCUAUCUGCUCGUGGAGCACGCCUGCAGCCGCUCAUCUGGAAUGCCAAGGCUUUCUUCAGCCGGAAGGCGCCAGGAAAGGUAAAGGACGACAUUGUGAAGGCAAGUGGCAGCACGGUGCUUGGUGCUGCUUUGUUUAUUUCCAAUGGUGGUACGCCAGCCGAUGCCGCUGCUGAGGAGCUCAUCAAGGCUUGGGCAAGCAUUGAUGGCGAGUACGAUCUACGGGCAGCAAGAGAUGCCUUCAAUGCCGAUCCUCGAACUCGGCCCGAUGGCGGGCAAGUCACCCGAGGGAACGUGAAACCCCAGAUGUUGGUGGAGCUUUCUUUAGCAGUCCGUGCCGCUUGCUCAAUCAAAAGUUGGGCAUUGGCCAUUUGCAUGGUUGCUCGCCUGGAAAAGUUUCAGAUGCCCCCGGGCAGGGGCCGGAUACUUCUCGACAUAUGCAAAGCAGAGUGCGAUGUUUGGCAAGCGUGUAAUGUUAAGAAGGAGGACCCGACAUCCAAGAUGCUGCUCUCAGCAGAGGGGCAGGAAAAGCGAGAGGUUGAAACUCGGCACAGGGCGGUCAGACUCUGCGAGCAGUGCAUCAUGACAGCCAAGAGGAUUGAAGCUUCUGAUCUGAUCGAGGAGUGCGCCGUGGUCAUGUGGAACAUUUCGCGCGAGUUGAUGUGCGAUCAACACCGCUUUCGAAUCCACAAGCCCCUGCAGAAAUGUUCCGAGCUGCUGGAAGAGAUGCAGUCGAACAGGUUGAUUCACUUGCGAGUGCAGCUUCACUUCGAGGUCGCUCAUUGUGAGGUUUCUUCCGAUCUUCUGACAAAGGGCGCCGCAGAAUACCAGCGCGCAAAUGCGCUGGACUAUACGGCUGCGGACGGGGAGCUUCCCGAUACGGUCAAGCAAAUUCUGGCAGACGAUGGUGGAGGCCUCGGGAGGGAUCCUGCACCUUACCUACGCCGCUUCGACAGUGCCAUGGACCAGCAGCUGCAUCUGCUCUACUGGAAGACGACUUUGUACGAAGAACCGACCGACCCUGCGGACCAGGUUAUGUUAGUCUUGGACCAAGUCUCCAAAGUUACCGGUGCGAAGAAUGAGAAUGGUGAGGUUUUGCCACUAUCCGAAGAGAAGAAGAAGCUAAAUCACAGCCUACUAGUGCAGGCUUAUGCAAAGCUCGAGACCUACCUGGACGAGCUGAUCUCACCAGAAAAUAUGCAGCAGUUAAGUGACACCUUCGAACCGCCACCCCGGCACGUCGUCGACAAGGAGCCCAUCAAGCCGCUUCCUCACCAAGCGCCUGCCACUGCCCUGACAGGUGGCAAGGCCGAGAUGGAUGGGAAGCCCAUCUUGGACAAGCGGCCACAAAGCGAACGAGAGAAGACCAUUCAGAAAGCCAAAGAAAUUGUAAUGCUGCUGUGCCGCUGUGGCUUGGAGGCCCACCGAGCGGAAGAGGGCGAAUUUGCAGUGAGGGUCUGCACCAAAGCUAUUUCUACUGCGGUGGAUGCCAUCAGCUUUGGCCCUGCGCCCAUUGAAGUCGAGGGGGCGUUGCUGCUGGCGGCUUGUGCAUACACAAAGUCGCAAUGCCUGUCAUGGGAGGUGGAAGAUUUGGGGCUUCUGAACGGCAUUGACGAAGAGAUCCCAGAGGAAAAGGAGGAGCCUGUAGAGGAGAUUCCGGAUGAUGGCAGCGACAGUGAGGAGCAAUUUCGCGAAUUGACGCCCGAGGAGAAGGCUGCCAUCACGGACAAGAAGCGAGAACUCAUCAGGAACAUCCUCUACGGGUUGGCAAAGAGCCAAGAAUUUGGUCAGUACUGGAUGGUGGCCAAUGGCUUGGUACACUUCUGGAACCUGCAUCUGGACAUGGUUUGGUUCGGCCAUGAGGAGCCCAAGUUGCUGAAGCGGACCUUGCAGGAUUACCGGGCGGCUCUACAAGAGAUUCAGAAAUACCUUACGGGCCCAACGGCGCUACCAGACAGUGAGUUGAAGCCUGAGCUCGCUGCUUGCCUUACUCUUGCCCACAUCAAUGCAAAUGUGGCUGUGGGCAACCUGAAAGUGCUUGAGACGGACGAGCUUGCGGUGCUGAAGCGCUUGGGCGCAUGUCAGCGGAAGGACAUCAUGGCCCGGGUGGCGCAGCUUUGUAAGGAGAACGAGAAGCCACUGCCUGAUGUCACGAAGCUUCGGCCUGCGCGACUCGAAGCUGCGCCAGCUGGCAAAGACAAGAAAGGACCGGAAGUUGUGGAUCCGAGUGACUUGCAGGGAAGCGAAGUAGACAUCAUGGUGGCCAUCAUGAGCAUGCCCAAGGCGAAGGAUGGCGAGGAAGCAAGAAAGUUUGUAGACCAGGCUGUUGCGCUGUUGCAGAAAUGGACGCCAGCUUCAAACGACGAGGCCAUGCUCUCGCUUUGGGUCGAGUUAUGGACCAGACUCGGCCGGCAAUGCCUGAAGCCACCCAUGAAUCCGAACACCGGUGCGAAGUAUGCCCUCAUGUGUGGAGUGCAGGGCCUGGGAGAUUUGAACGCGCCCAUGCCAAAGUACGCCUCCCCAUCGCUGCUUCGCUGGCGGGGUGCUUGCCAUGCACUGUGCGGUGAAGUGUUCGCGUCCUUGGUGGACCCGUUGAAGCAGGAGAAGGAGAGCCUCACCAAGCUGAGGCGAAUGUCUGUGGAGCAAUUCGAAUGCUGCUGUGAGUACGCCAUGGUGACCAACAACCAUGAACUGGCAAGCUUUGGUGCCAGUGCCUUGUGGAACGUGUCGCUACCUCUCAUGCACUCCGGGGAGACGCGGCAGAUGCUCAUAGAGCCAUUCCUGAAGGCCACGCGUGCUCUUGCGGCUGUGAAGUUCAACGAGGACCCAUACUUUUUCGCAGCCCUCUACGCAGCGCUCUACGACUGCUAUGCUGACCAGCAUCAAUGGGACAAGAUCCACGAUAUGCUGAAAGAUGCUUUUGUGGCCGUACCGACCUCCUCCCAUCGCCGGCUUUGGUCCCUGAGGAUGUUGGCCCUCAGUCAUCAAGGGAAGAAUGUCACGGUCGCCAUGGGGAAGAUGAAGGAAAGCCAAGCGAAGGCUCAGGCAAACAUUUGGCUGGUGCUGGUUUCGGCCAGCUCGCAGCCGAAAGAUCAGAUCACAGCCUUCACCAAAGCAAUCAACGUCUUGCAGGCUGCAAUGCAGCCAGAGGUGGUGGAAGUCCGGAUGCAAUUUGCCGACUGGCUGUUGCGGAAUGGCUUUCCAGUCUCGGAUGCUCUGGAGCAACUGGCAGCAGCUUCGGAUCUCCUGCUUGACAUCGAGGAGGGCUCCGAGGAUGAGGACGAGGAGGAGGCUGGCGGCGACGACGGCUUUUAUGGUGCCACCCAUGGAGACGGCGGAGGAGAUGGAAGUGACGACGGCAGCUCCGUAGCCCCUUCGGACUGGGACAAGAGCGAGUCCAAGUUCGGAAGCAAGAAGGGCAGCAGCAAAGCUGGUAGCCGCAUGGGCAGCAGCAAGGCCGGAAGCCAAGCGGGAAAGUCCAGCCGCCACGGGAGCCGUGCCGGCAGCCGUGCCGGGAGCCAGAGCAGCCGCAUGUCCCGGAAGAAGAAGAAGAAGGGCAGCGCGAGCCGAAGCGUGGCGGGCAAGAGUGCCAUGGGCGCUUCGCGAGCCGGUAAGAGCUCCAAAGGCUCCAAGGCGGGCUCUCGGGCGGGCUCUCGUGCAGGCUCACGCGCAGGCUCGAGAGCGGGCUCGCGUGCAGGUUCCCGAGCCGGAUCCCGGACCUCAAAGAAAAGCGCCAGCGUCGCUGCAAAGUCCAAGAAGCAGCAAAAGCAGGAAGAAGACGACGAAGUGGAGGCAGAGCUCUUCGCUCAUAACUUCGAGUCGCUCUGCCGAAUACAAGGGCUGAAGGCACAGCUCACAUGUGGAGUAGAAGUUCACACAUCGCUUCAAGCUGCCUCACACUUCGCGGUGCGAUUCUUCGAGUCCUCGCUCGAGCUCCUUGCCAGCACCUCUGGAACUUUCUGUUGGCGGCUGUUGGCUGCACGUUGUGGCCAUUCUCGCUUUGUGCAUUUGUGCAUCUGUACACCUGCCAUUGUGCUGGUGAUUCCUGAUGCAAAGGCUGGCAAACACCUUCGCACAGGAGUUGCACAACAAGAUGCAGAAGGACUGAGAAAAGGUUGUGAACCGGAGUGGAGAAGAGGCUCAGUUGCUGACUGGUAG
Molecule: messenger RNA, 5130 nt
Organism: Symbiodinium natans
Lineage: Eukaryota; Dinophyceae; Suessiales; Symbiodiniaceae
Source: the annotation of a GenBank genome assembly